AUGUCGUCGCUACUUGAUGAGAAAGCCAUGGAUCAGCUACAGUCUCAACAGUCAGAGUUGCUUGACAAAAUUGAUGAGUUGCGCGCUAUUGGGGUUGGAGGGCUCGUAGAGUUGCCUCAAAUCGUUGUCUGUGGCAGUCAGUCCAGCGGCAAAAGCUCCGUACUGGAGGCCAUCUCCAGAGUGCGAUUUCCAACUAAGAGCAAUCUUUGCACUCGGUUCGCGACCGAGUUUGUUCUUCGUCGAGCCUCUGAAAUCCGGAUCAAAGUAUCCAUUGAUCCCGGUGACUCCAGGAGCGACGUGGAGGAGCAACAAAAACUCCAGGCGUUCAGCUCAGAGGAAAGGGAUAUGAGUCCAGAGACCUUUUCCUCCAGCGACAAUUUCAAAACGUUGAUAGAUCGCGCGAGAGAAUGCAUGGGACUUUCCAGUGUGAACUCUGAGUUUAGUGACGAUGUGCUUAAAAUCGAAAUCUCGGGACCGGAACAGCCGGAGCUGACUCUGGUGGACCUUCCGGGUCUGUACUACUCCACCAGUAGUGAGCAAAGUGCUGAAGGGAAAGCCCUGGUUGAGAGGCUGACCGAAAGGUACAUGAAACACUCCCGAAGCAUCAUUCUUGCUGUCAUCAGUGCCAAGAACGACUACCACAAUCAGAAUAUCUUGAAUAUAGCGCAGCGGUUUGAUCCCAAUUAUGAGAGAGUUCUGGGAAUUGUCACGCAACCUGAUAACGCUGAAGCCGGUUCGGAGCAGGAGGAAACAUAUUUGCAGUUUAUUCAAAACAAGAAAGUCAAGCUACAGCUCGGAUGGCAUGUGUUGCGCAACCGGUCCUUCGAAAAGCGAAAUAUUUCCGAUGAUGCACGAGAUGCUCAGGAGAAAAGUUUCUUUGAGAACGGAAAAUGGGCAUCCCUUUCAAGAAAUCAAGUUGGCAUCGAGGCUCUAAGGACUCGCCUUAGCAAGAUUUUGCUCCGUCAUAUCAGCCGGAAUCUUCCUAGCCUCAUCAUGGAUAUUCAAGAAAGAAUAUUACGCAACGAGAAAGCACUCCGAAAAAUGGGCGACCCGCGAGCAACGGUCCAGGACCAACGUCAGUUUCUCGUUGGGAUUAGCAGCAGAUUUGCACGUAUCAUAAAUCAGGCCUUGAAUGGAUCCUACACCGAUGACUUUUUCGGUGGAUUCAAGGAGGGAAUUGCCAACACAGAUGAAUUCUAUUUUCGCCGACUACGUGCAGUCAUUCGUGAGCUUAAUGAACAUUUUGCGGAAGCAAUGAGUAUCGGCGGAUGUCGGCGAAUGAUUCUAUUCGAUGGAAUGCCAGUACCAGGUGUGGAUAUUGAGCUUGAGAGGUCCAAGCCUUACAUGCAUGAUUGGACGCCUCAAUAUGUCCUUCAAUCCACCCUGGAGGAAGAAAUCAAAGAGCAGGCGCUGAAAAGUCGAGGAAUCGAACUACCCGGUAGCGCAAACCCACUGCUUGUAGGUAGUUUAUUCCGGGAUCAGUGUGAACCUUGGGAAACGAUUGCUGAAUCUCAUGUGCUGAAUGCGUGGGACUCGGUGCAAUACUUUGUCCAACUGGUGCUGAAAUACCUUACGGACGACCAUACCCGCCCUUUACUAAUUCGCCAUCUUAUCGGGCCGGAGUUAGAGAAGAUGAAAGAUUCUCUCUUCGAAAAGCUUAGCGAACUGGUUUCUUAUUCUAAAAGUGGCCAUCCACUACCCGUCGGAGAGACUUUUCUCUCCAAGGUCCUGAAAUCUAGGACGAACCGGCAAGUGGCUAUGUUGAAGCGGAAUCUCGGCUUAACUGGAUCGUUUUUCGGAGACAAUAACCAAAAGACUUUCAGUGCUUCAGAUUUAGAAAGAGCAGCCUCUCAGCUCCAGUCAUCUAGUGAUCAGUUUGCAACAGCUGAGAUCAUCGACCAAAUGCAGGCCUACUACGAGACUGCAAUUAUCACCUUUGUCGACAAUGUUACCAUAUUGGCCAUUGAAAAUCGCCUUCUCUGCACGCUGGAGCAUCUUUUCACCAGCAGAACUGUAGUUGGCAUGGAUGAUCACCAAAUUGAAGAAAUUGCAGCUGAACCUCUGAGCAUUCAAGUCGAGCGCAAACGGCUGAAUGAAGAACUCAAUAAACUACGCAAAGCAAAGCGUACUUUGAAUGCUUUCAGUGUGGACGAACAAUCGCUACGAAGUCCUCCUACCUUAGCACAGACGACCCAUCGAGCCCUGACCCAUACAUCAGCACCAAAACCCAAGGAUGUUCGACCCGCAGUGGCAUCUUCGGCCAGUGGUGUAAAGUCGAACAAACAGGCUGCUUCCUUUUCUCAUAGUGGCUCGGCGGAGAAAUUCCAGCAAAGGCCAAGCAUUGGCUUAUUUGGGCAAUCUACGACUGGCACCCCAUUGAAUCUGUUCGGUCCACCACAAACAAGAAAUGAUUCCCACAGGAACGGUUCUCAGUUCGGAGGAAAUGGUACAUCGAGCCAGAACGGCCAAGUCUCCGGUUCGUCGUCGUCUCCAUUGGGAAGUUCCAUCCACUCAACUCCUACGAAGAACCAGAAUCACCACUUUGACGCUGCAAAGCUGCCGACAACGUUUGGACCCGCGUUGGGGUGCUGUAAGAAAGAUCCCGUUACAAGGGUAACCAAUUGCUAUCAAAGCAUUUGCACUAUUCAUCCAUAUAGCGGAUAUUCUCCAGAGGAGCUUCGAUUCGGGGACUACACACGAAGAAACAACGGCAUGCUGGGUCACCAUUUGGCUUAUUGA
Penicillium hordei is the source of this 2739-nucleotide messenger RNA. RefSeq names its product Dynamin. Bases 1 to 2739 code for a protein of 912 amino acids. The record is from RefSeq and is a predicted model, not a curated record. Gene Ontology annotation, molecular function: GTPase activity; microtubule binding; GTP binding. Lineage: Eukaryota; Fungi; Ascomycota; Eurotiomycetes; Eurotiales; Aspergillaceae. The transcript is spliced from 7 exons. Gene Ontology annotation, cellular component: microtubule; cytoplasm; membrane.